This is a messenger RNA of Zonotrichia albicollis (white-throated sparrow), 2237 nucleotides long. RefSeq names its product catechol-O-methyltransferase (gene COMT). The record is from RefSeq and is a predicted model, not a curated record. Gene Ontology annotation, biological process: developmental process; catecholamine catabolic process; dopamine metabolic process. NCBI's taxonomy places the organism in Eukaryota, Metazoa, Chordata, Aves, Passeriformes, Passerellidae. Gene Ontology annotation, molecular function: magnesium ion binding; catechol O-methyltransferase activity. Gene Ontology annotation, cellular component: dendrite; membrane; axon.
ACCGGCUCUGGCGAAUCACACACACCGGCACGGGAUCGUUAGGGUCGGAAGGGACCUCUGGAGACCACCCAGUCCAAACCCCCGUACAAAUCACGGCCACCUGGAGCAGGUGGAAUGGUGGUUUGGAAUGUCUCCAGAGAGGAAAACAGCGCGACCUCGCUGGGCAAGCUGUUCGAGUGCUCUGCCACCACCAACAUGAAGUUGUUCCUCAUGUUGAGAUGCUGGAGAUCUCUUCAGUCCCUUUGUUCAGUGUCUUCAUCCUGCUUUUCAUUUUGCUGCUCAUUGUGUUGCUCAUCAGGAAAAAUGCCACUGCUGCCCUUAUCUGGAAUGAAAUAAUCCGGGAGAAAGUAACCAAUUUCAUCAUGAACCAGAGCAAAGAACAGAGGAUUUUAAAUUUUGUGCUGCAGAAUGCAGUGCGAGGAGACCCCCACAGUGUGGUGGACACUAUAGAUAAAUACUGCUCCCAGAAGGAGUGGGCCAUGAACGUGGGUGAUGAGAAAGGUAAAAUUCUGGACAAGACAGUGCAAGAGGCCAAUCCAUCAGUUGCCCUGGAGCUGGGAACGUACUGUGGCUACUCUGCCGUGAGGAUUUCUCGGCUGCUGAAGGCAGGAGCUCGUCUGCUCACUGUGGAGUUCAACCCAGAAUUUGCUGCUAUAGCUAAACAGAUGAUUGAGUUUGCUGGAGUACAAGAUAAGGUAAAACUCCUAGAAGGCCCUUCAGAGGAAAUUAUCCCCCAGCUGAAAAAAAAAUAUGAAGUGGAUACUCUGGAUUUUGUCUUCCUGGACCACUGGAAAGAGAGAUACACCCCAGACACCAUCCUGCUUCAGGAAUGCAACUUGCUGAGGAAGGGCUCAGUUCUUCUGGCUGACAAUAUAAUUUUCCCAGGAGCUCCAGAUUUCGUUAACUAUGUCCGCAAGAGCCCCCAUUUCCAAUGCACUAACUACCCAUCUCACCUGGAAUAUAUGCAAGUGGAAGAUGCCAUGGAGAAGGCUGUGUUUUUGGGAUAAAGAGAGUCAUUAAUAAUCAACUUUUGUUUCAAAUGAUGUAAAUGCAACUGCACAGGUUAACUUGUCCAUGCUUUACAGGUUUUUUUAAUUUUUUUUAAUUUUGGAGCUUGUAAUUAAACAAGCACUAGUGAUCUUUUUAGGUGAGGUAGAAACCAGAAUAUGGAGUAAGUUGGGUCUGUGCCAUUGUUCCACAUUAACUCAGCAAACCCAAGGUGAUGCACAUUGCCUUGACCAACACAUCAUCAAACAACAGUCUGUCAUUUUGAGCUCAACUUGAGCAACCACAAUUUGGGUUUAGGGUGGAGAAAUACACUGCAACUUCUGAAGACUUGUGUCUCCAAGCUAAACUCAUUAAUCAUUACCAAGAGUGAAAAAAAACAUUCAUGUUGCAAGAAAAGACCAUUUCAUGUGCCCUGUUUUUGCUAAAUUACUAGCAUGCCUCUUGAUGCAGUGAAGGCUCCUAUUGUGAGAGCAGAUACUUCUUUGCACAUUUACUGCAAAAGUUAAUCAUCUCUAUGUGAGAGAAAAGAGCACACACUGAAAGAAGGCAGACCCAUGCAGUGAUGAGAACAACAAAACAGAAUUUUGAAAACACAAACAAAUAAAAUUAUUAAUCUGCCCAUGCAGAGGCAGGGAAAACUGAAGUAGUAAACAGAUUAAAAUAAAUACAGUGACAGGUAACAAAAGACCAGACUCCUUCCAAAAGAACACAAAACUACAUUGCAUUUGACCUUGAUGAAAUGCUGGUUUUCCCCUCAUUAUAUUGUACAUACAUAGUACAUGCUUUUAGGGGCAGGGCAAGCUGCUUAUUCUGAAAUGCUGGAUAUGUUUAAGAUGCUGUAUAGAAAUAAAGUCCAGAGAGAAUGGGUUCUAGCAGGUGGGUCCUGCACGCCCUGGUUACCCUCAGUGCUGUUACACCAUGUGAAUAGUGUGGGUCGUCACUGAGAAGAUUCAAAGCCAAAUACAAAGUCUCUAACUCACCUGAACAACGCAGAAAUCCAGUGGCAUUUCCUAGCAUGUCCUGCCGUGAUUAUAUAAGGCAGCAACAGUCACAUUUCUAAAUAAAAAGUAAAAAACAACAGAGCAAGGUAUGACUUUUAAUUUUGUCCAAUGAAUUCUGUACUGCACAUGAGGCUUCCAGACAUGAAACAGACACAGAAAGAUUCAACAGCUAAAAAUCAGAGUGAAAUAAAGGACAACCAUUCUUGUCUUUCCCAGGAUGAAUUCUUU